AUGCUCGAAUACUGGACGAAAUACAAUAAAUCAACAGCAGCAAAUCUUGAGGAAGACAUCUAUGACUGGAUUCACACAGGAAAUGUCGGCAAACUUGAAGAACUUGUACUUACUGGCUAUGGCGAUCUGUUGCUGGGCAGAAACCACGAGGUAGAAGACGCGGAUAGCAUCGGUUUCUUGGAGGUGUUGCCACAGUACCAGGCCAAAGUUCAAGCAAUUCACAAGGCUGUCGAAACCGGCAAUCUCCGGGCCGUACGCUUGCUGACUGAUCGAAAGAAGCUUGCUCUGUGCCGUGACUCCAGAGGGUUGAGCCCUCUACACAAGAAGAAACGGACACCUCUGCACUAUGCUGCCGCUUAUCGAGAUGGUGGGUAUCUCUACAAAAUGAUGCGGAAAAGCGGAGCAGAUCCGAAUAUAUACGACUGUAACGGUCGUCCAGCCAAGUACUAUUUGAAGCACAUCGGCGAGAUCGACCUUUCCGCUAUGAGACUUGACACGAAAGCCGCGCUAAAGCAGGAUGUGGCGAUCUUUCUACAAACAGAAAACGCUACCACCGCAGAGAACAGCCACUUCUUCCUCGAAAUCUAUACCUGCUACAUGAGUAAAAUCGAAGGAAUUCAUCGAGCUAUAAAAGAAGGAGACCUGGAGAAGGUGAAGUCGCUCAUGUCGUCAAAGAAGUUAGCAAUAGCCAGAGACCGAUUCGGCUGCACUCCGCUGCAUGCAGCUGUGGUACAUGAGCACACUGAGAUUGUCCGCUUUAUCGCCGGUCAUUUCCCGUCAGUACUGAACGCACCUGACUACAAUAAACGUACACCCAUGCACUAUGCUGCUGCAGCUCGCGAUGGUGGCCAUUAUCUGAAGAUCCUGGGCAAAGCUGGAGCGGAUCCCAUGGCUGUGGAUAAUGAAGGUCGUACACCGGAUUACUACCGAAGGAAUGCCGUCAUCGACUUGAAGAUGAUCAAGGAUCGGGAUGAAGAGUAUGAGGGGAUGAGUGAAGAGUUGUUGGAUGAAGGACCGUUGCUGGAGAGUCCUGGCAGUGGCGAAAGCGGAUCGGAAGGCUCACCAGUGGAUUCCGCCCGCCUCAACGAUGAGGACGAUGAUACGGAACGGAAUCGUUUUGAGCGGAUGGUGCUUGGUCGCACCGAUAUGCCAACCUCACCAGUGGAUUCCGCCCGCCUCAACGAUGAGGACGAUGAUACGGAACGGAAUCGUUUUGAGCGGAUGGUGCUUGGUCGCACCGAUAUGCCAACGUCGGAGAAUGGCAUCUACCUGGCACGCACUGUGGCACCAGUGCUCACAAAAGCGCUCGCCGAGGUGCUUCUGCGCCGUCCAGCCGACCCCAUAGGCUUCAUUUCGGAUUAUCUGCAAAAGUAUCAUGGAGAACUCGCUCAUCGAUCAAAUGGAAAGUUGAAAUGA
Molecule: messenger RNA, 1416 nt
Organism: Cooperia oncophora
Lineage: Eukaryota; Metazoa; Nematoda; Chromadorea; Rhabditida; Trichostrongylidae
Source: the annotation of a GenBank genome assembly